Molecule: messenger RNA, 1102 nt
Organism: Sphaeroforma arctica JP610
Lineage: Eukaryota; Ichthyosporea; Ichthyophonida
Product: estradiol 17-beta-dehydrogenase 8
Exons: 10
Coding region: 152-892 (246 amino acids)
Molecular function (GO): oxidoreductase activity, acting on the CH-OH group of donors, NAD or NADP as acceptor
Source: RefSeq, a predicted model, not a curated record
UUUCUUGACAUGGUUAUUUGUAAACAAGCAUCAGGGCUCGGGCGUAUUAAAAAUAAAGGUGUACAAAGUACUUAAACACUCGAACUGCAAACAGUACACUCAUAUUCACGUACACCGUAUACGAGAGAUAGCAUAAGAAACAACAGCAAAAAUGGCAACUAGCAUAGCCUUGGUAACAGGCGCUGGAAGCGGUAUUGGUCGCGCGGUAUGUCGACGAUUCGCACAGGCUGGAAUUCAAGUAAUGGCUAUUGAUCGUAAUGGUGACGAGGCGAAGAGUACAGCGAGUGCACUGGAAGGCGCUGGCCACCAGGGCAUGUCUUGUGAUGUCGCGUCCCAAACGCAAGUCAACGAGACUGUGGAGAACAUCAUCAAAUCUAUGGGCAAAGACAUCCGCACCGUGUCCCUCAUAAACAGCGCUGGGAUCACUCGCGACAAAGGUUUCCUGAAGAUGACCGAGGAGGAAUGGGAUGCAGUCAAUGACGUCAACCUGAAGGGCACUUUCCUGACAACACAGGCUGUGUGUAGAGCAAUGGUGACAAAAGGACUGACCGGGUCCAUUGUGAACAUCUCGUCCAUUUCCGGCAAAGGUGGAAAUAUGGGACAGGCCAAUUACGCCGCAUCCAAAAGUGGAGUCGUUGGCUUCACCAAGACCGUCGCCAAGGAGUUGGGAAGCAAAAACAUUCGCUGCAAUGCCAUUAUGCCAGGCAUGAUUGAGACGCCCAUGAUCGCAACAAUUCCCGACAAGGUGCAAGCAAUGGUCAAGCAGAUGAUUCCGAUGGGCGAAAUCGGAAAGCCCGAGGAUAUCGCUAACGCCUGCUUCUUCUUAUCAUCCGAUCAAGCCAGGUACAUCACUGGCCAAACAAUUGAGGUUACAGGUGGACUUGGAAUGUAAGUAACACCAUGCUGGGCAGACAGAUACGUCGCAGCCACAGAUAUAUUCUGAUUCCAAUAGACAAUUAGGAAUUGUCAUUGAAUUUGAUCUAUUCUGCUUGGGCAAGGCCGCAGUGCAAAAGUUAGGAAAAUCGCUAUGAAGACUGACAUUGUACGAAUUAGACGAUAUAGAAAUGCACAUCCAUAAUAAAGAUCACUACAAUCAGCACAA